GUUUGCCAAAGCCCAGACACAUCAUCUCUCAGCCCACCCCUCGGACGUUCCCUCAGCGACACCCCGCCUCCUCCCAGUGCGCCUCUCCAUCCUUCCAUGAUUGGAUCUGCUAUGACUUCUUCGGUGAACUCUCCGCUCGGAAGCUUGGGCUCCCCGUUUCCUGUUAUCAACCCCUCGAUGUCCCCUGGAAUCCCAGGCACUCCUUCUAUAGGAUACGGACCUGUCAGCAGCCCUCAGAUAAAUUCUACCGUUCUGUCCAGUCUGCACCCAGUCAGCUCCUCUGAAGAUGUGAAGCCCCCACUGGGGAUGAGAGCCAUGCAAGGACAUCCCAACGGAGGAGGAGCCAGUGGGAAAAGGUUGUGCGCCAUCUGCGGAGACCGCUCCUCUGGGAAGCACUAUGGGGUGUACAGCUGUGAAGGAUGUAAGGGCUUCUUCAAGCGUACUAUCCGCAAAGACCUGACCUAUACCUGCCGGGACAACAAGGACUGUAUUGUGGACAAGAGACAGAGGAACCGCUGCCAAUACUGCCGUUAUCAAAAGUGUUUGGCCACUGGCAUGAAGAGAGAGGCUGUACAGGAGGAGCGCCAGCGAGGCCGAGAGCGGGAAGGAGAUUGUGAUCUUGGUGGAACCAUAAACGACGACAUGCCAGUGGAGAAGAUUCUGGAAGCUGAACUGGCCGUAGAACAGAAGAGCGAUCAAAGCCUCGAAGGCGGUGGAUCUCCAAGUGACCCAGUUACUAACAUCUGUCAAGCUGCUGAUAAACAACUUUUUACUCUUGUCGAAUGGGCCAAGAGGAUACCCCAUUUCUCUGAGCUGGCGCUGGACGAUCAGGUCAUUCUGCUUAGAGCUGGAUGGAAUGAAUGAGCUCCUCAUCGCCUCCUUCUCCCACCGCUCCAUUUCUGUGAAAGACGGCAUCCUGCUGGCUACUGGACUCCACGUCCACCGCAAUAGUGCACACAGUGCUGGGGUGGGGGCCAUAUUUGACAGAGUGCUUACUGAACUUGUGUCUAAGAUGAGAGACAUGCGCAUGGAUAAGACUGAACUCGGCUGUCUGCGAGCGAUCAUUUUGUUUAACCCAGAUGCCAAAGGACUGUCUAAUCCAGGUGAUGUGGAAGUCCUGAGGGAGAAGGUCUAUGCAUCAUUGGAAUCGUACUGCAAGCAAAAAUACCCUGACCAGCAAGGAAGGUUUGCAAAGCUACUUCUCCGCCUUCCUGCCCUGCGCUCUAUCGGUCUGAAAUGUCUGGAGCACCUCUUCUUCUUCAAGCUCAUCGGAGACACUCCAAUAGACACCUUCCUGAUGGAGAUGUUGGAAGCCCCCCACCAGCUGUCUUGA
Messenger RNA from Staurois parvus, 1333 nucleotides. Lineage: Eukaryota; Metazoa; Chordata; Amphibia; Anura; Ranidae. The record is from the annotation of a GenBank genome assembly.